AGACCAUUAGAAGAGGAGAUGGAGGGUCAGAGAAGCAGAAUGACUUGCUCAGGGUCACAUGGCUGGGGGACAGAGCUAGGAGUGCCCCCUCCUCCCACACACACUCCUGACCGCUGGGCUUGUCACAGAGUGACUAGGGAAGGACACAGGCAGCCAGGGCGAGGAGGGUUGAAGGAAGAAUAGGGUCAGAGGUCCUCAGCAAUUGGGCCUAAGUGAGUUGCAUGUAUGUUAAAAGUCUUAAAGUUGUGUGUGAGGCUUCAUACCAGCAGUUUCAGAUUAAAGCACCUAAAGGUGGAUUAGAGGACCCAAGAGUUCAGACAAUUUUACAAAGGAGAAAAGAGAAAAUCAGAGUUUAAAUGAUUUGUCCAAGCUAGCUCCAAAGUCUGUCUUUUUACUUCAGAAACUACUGGAAGCCCUUGAGAACAGAUGUCUUACCUAGCCCAUCCUCUAAGCUUCCUUCUUCCCUUCCAGAUCUUUUUCUCACACCACCUGCUCCUGGGAGCCUGCCCUGAUUGCUGUCACCUCGUUUCUUGAAAAUUGGUGCCUGGGCAGAAAUUAACUGAAGUCUUUUGCAAAUGCCCUAGGGCUGUGCUGUUGAGAGGGGCACAGCCCCCUGGGAUGCACAACAUCACAUUCAGAUUCAUCAAUUCGAGCUGCCAGAGGCCCUGCCGCCCAGCGGACCAUGUUUAACGGGGAGCCGGGUCCGGCCUCGGCCGCGGCCUCCAGGAACGUGGUGCGGAGCUCCAGCAUCAGCGGUGAAAUCUGUGGAGCCCAGCAGGCUGGGGGCGGGGCCGCGACCACUACCGCCAAGAAGCGGCGCAGCAGCCUCGGCGCCAAGAUGGUGGCCAUCGUGGGCCUGACCCAGUGGAGCAAGAGCACACUCCAGCUCCCCCAGCCUGAAGGGACCACCAAGAAGCCGCGCAGCAACAUCCGACGGAGCACAGAGACAGGCAUUGCAGUGGAGAUGCGGAGUCGGGUCACGCGCCAGGGCAGCCGGGAGUCCACUGACGGGAGCACCAACAGCAACAGCUCAGACGGCACGUUCAUCUUCCCCACCACCCGGCUCGGGGCCGAGAGCCAGUUCAGCGAUUUCCUGGAUGGGCUGGGACCAGCCCAGAUUGUGGGGCGACAGACGCUAGCAACGCCACCGAUGGGGGACGUGCACAUUGCCAUUAUGGACCGCAGAGGCCAGCUGGAGGUGGAAGUGAUUGAGGCUCGAGGCCUCACCCCGAAACCAGGCUCCAAAUCCCUCCCAGCCACCUAUAUCAAGGUUUACCUGCUUGAGAAUGGGGCCUGCUUGGCCAAGAAGAAGACAAAGGUGGCCAAGAAGAUCCAUGACCCCCUGUACCAGCAGGCUCUGCUCUUCGAUGAGGGGCCCCAGGGUAAGGUGCUGCAGGUGAUCGUCUGGGGCGACUACGGCCGCAUGGACCACAAGUGCUUCAUGGGCAUGGCCCAGAUCAUGCUGGACGAGCUGGACCUGAGUGCCGCGGUCACUGGCUGGUACAAACUCUUCCCCACCUCCUCAGUGGCCGAUUCCACGCUUGGAUCCCUCACCAGGCGGCUGUCCCAGUCCUCUCUGGAGAGUGCCACCAGCCCCUCGUGCUCCUAAGGACCUCAGGAAGAGAGGCUGGGAUGGUGGCAUGGGAAGGGGUGCCAGCUGGCCGCCCACUUCCUCCCCUGUACAUAGUCUUCAUGUCGACAUGGACCCCGUGCCCUGCUGCAUGCCUGUUGGCCACUGGGCUUGUCCCAGCUGGCAGUGGAGACUAGUGUGUGUGCGUGUAUAUUUGUGUGUAAGUGUGUGUAGUCUGUGUAUAUGUGUGACCACAAUUAUAUAUGUUCAUCUGUCUGGGUAUAGUCAGUCCUGGUGACUACAUGGGCUGAAAUCCAUGUCUCUUUGUAUCUUGUUGAAAAGAAACCCAAAGGAGUGUUGAGUGGGCACGAUUCACCAAGUGGGGGCUGUGGCCAUUGGUUCAUCCCAUCUGGUCCCAUGUCUGGGGCAGAGCCUGUAUGUUCCCUACCUGUGCCUCCUCUUGGUGGUCUCUGCUUGGUUCUUUGUCUUGUCCUUUGUACCACCCUCUGUCUCUCCCCAGCACUGCUGCUGUUUUUUGAGGAAUGUAGCAUCCACUGCAGUUGAACACGCUGAGGCCCCUCUAGGAACCCCAUCUUAUCCCCUCCUCUACCACCUCUGCCCCGAUGCCCCUCCUCCCACCCGAGCAGCCCUGGCAGCUCUUCCCAAGGAAUGCAUUCUGCAGCAUGUAGCAUGCUCACCUAGUGCCCUGGCCAGGGCUCCGGGAGAAGCAGCAGCUGCCUGGUAAACUGAGGGCUUGGAGACUGCUUUCUCCCUUGGACUGGAGCCAUCUCCUUCCCACGUGUAUAACACAAGGUGGUCUUGGUUCCAGGGGAAAUGGCCCGAUACCUUAGAGGGAGGUGCCAGGUGCUUCCUUGAGCAUUUGUUCCUCACCUCUUUCCUCCCUUCAAGGCUCCUGGCUCUGACAUGCCAAAGGAGCUCUCCUUGUGGGCCUCAGGAGCCUUGGAGUAGAGGGUCUUGACAUCCAGGGGGCUGACCUCAGAGGGGAUGUUAUCUUCCAAAGCAGACAGUCCCUGGAGAUACCUGUGUCCUCCCAAGGCUCUGCUGGUGGCCUUACCUGCCUCUGGGCUCAUCCCUGGUGGGGGCAUGGCUUGGUGAUGAGGUGCUGAGGGUAGGGCUCUUUGCAGAAAUAAGGAGGGCUGAGGCUGGCUUGUUUUGAGCCACAGUUGAGAAUCCAUUCGGACCUUUGGGGAUUAGCUGCAUGAAGUUGCUCAUUGGAGGCUCUAUUUUUUGCUCAUUUCCAGGCCAGGGUCCCUGUCUGGGAACCCAGAUUCGCUUGAGCCCCGGCCUCCUGGCUCUGGACUCUGACCGCCACAGUCACCAGCUCUGUACAAGCAAUAUUUACCCCUCCCAGCCCCCCGCCUUUUCAUCCUCCAUCACCACCCUUUGGACAGCAGCCUGGCCUGCUGUAGGCACCUCAUCUGCUCUCUGCUUUCUUGUCUACCCUUGUCUGGUUGGAGCUCCUCAAAGCUACUCAAACCCUGACCUGACUCAAACCCUGGCCCUGUUGGUGGGGACCAGUUCCUAGUCUGGACCUUUUGAAAGGUCUGCUGGGAAUCCUGAAGUCUGGCUUAGGAAGGCCCAAAUCUGUCCCUGUCACCCCUCAGUUCUAGGGUGAAUGUAAAAAGUCAGAGAUUGCCCCAGAGAUAGACAAAGCAGCCUGUGGGUCCAAAUCUGGUGGGGAGAAAAGGAGACCCAAGAUGGGGAAGGCCUUCUUUCUGCCUCUUCCCCGAACGUCAUUCCAAAGUAUUGAAGUGACUCUGGUCCAAGUACUUCAGGCAGAGGGAGAGCUACGAGUGGUAGCAAAGGAGAGGUCUAGGAACCUGAGGGCUUGGACUUCAUUCCUGUCCAAAUCCAGGUGGACAGGAGGUGGGUUCUGAGAGGGUGGAGGAGGAUGCGCCAUGAACUUCAGGCCAUCUUUCUGGCAGGAAUCCCUGUUAGGCUGACACCAGAGCCCUUUCACCCUUCCUUCUCCCCAAGAAAACUAGGGGAAGAAGCCAGGACUGCGCAGGUCUUGCCCUCAGACAAAAAAUAAGGGCAGGGAGAAAAUGAGGACAAUUAGCUCCUGGGCUCCUGUCUCCUGCAUGAGCCUACUUUCUAGUAUUUUCAGAGAAGAGAACCAUUGUACAUACGGAAGAGUGGAGAGGGGUGGGUAGAGGUUUCUCUUUAUGCAGAAACUUUCUCCCCAGUCCCAUUGCUUGGGACGGGGUAAUACAUGCAAUUUCUCAUGUCCCUAAAAAUUGGGCAAAGAGCCCUGUACCCUUUGACCCUACAGUGGGGACAGGAGGAAACUCUUUUGCAUAGGGUAUUUUUGUCUCCUGUCUGUGAUAUAGUCACCUCUAGAGCAGUCACCACCAGGAUAGCUGAAAAUAACCUAGACCUUUGAAGUGGUGGGGUCACUAGGAUGGUGCAGACAUUUGCCGAUGUAGCAGACUGCUGAUACCAGACGGUGACUGUGCAGUCACCCCAGGGCAUGGGGGCAUUGCAACGCCCUUAUUCUUCUAGGGGCCUGAGAAGGCAGCGGGAAGAGGGGAAGCUGCCCUUGGGCAACUGUAGGCCUCGGUGCAUCUUGUCCUGGGGGAGGGUUAGCACAAAUGAAGUCCUAGCCAGAGCUAACCUGCCUACAAUCCCUGGCUUUCACAACUGCCCAGGAGUCAGGCCACUCCAUUAUCCCACCUCUCCAGUGGGAGGUAAUUCCCCCCAAGUUGACUUUGGGGAAUUAUUCUUUUUAAUCUUUUGUACCAAAUAAGUUACUAACCCCAACUUGGAUGCCCUCCCCACCCAGGGGGAAACUGUGAGGCUGAUGUGUGUGUUGGUGAGUAGCUGCAUCUGAAGGUCUGUUUUUUUGCAUCUGGGAUGCAGGGGCUUGUCUGAGAGUCUGCUCUGGAGGUAGCCUGUCCCGGGAGUAGAGGGGCAGAGGCGUGACCCCUGGCCCUCCCUGGGAUGGUGGAGCAUCUGCCCCUUGGGGAGGGGAUGGUAGGGAAAGAAGAAACAUGAUUCCGCUGGAGUUCUCCCUACAUGGGCCAACUCACUGCAGGUACAGUGUCCUGGCUCCAAAUGCACCUCAUCCCAGGUGACACCGGCACUGUUCCUCUGCUUAGGCCGGCUUGUCUCCUAAAGGAGUGAGGAUGUGACAGAGACAAGAGUGGCCCUGCAGUGAUGCUGGGCAGUGGGUGGGGACAGUGAUGGCUGGUUCAGAGCCUCUGUCUCCAGGUCUCUGCUCUGUUCAGUCUGUCCCACUUCCGGCAGAGUCUCCUUCCCUACGGGGAAGUCUGUGACGGGCCUUUGAUGUGAAUCAGGCUCCAGUAAAUGGGGCCAAGUCUUGGUUUGAAAGGGGGAUUUGUCCUUCAGGGAAGAACCAUCUCCUAAACUACUCCCCAUCCAGUUUCUUCCACCACCCAAUUCACUAGGAGAGAAGAACUUAGAGGCUCUUGGUAUCCAGCAAGUCCCAGGCAAUGCCAGUCCUUCAUGGGGCGGAGGCUAAACCUAGGAGCUCCAGAGGGAGGGCACCCAGCUAGCUCGUCACUUGUGGAAUCACUGCCUGCCAGGCAGAACACUAGGUCCAGCCACUUCUCCCAGGGGCAUGACACCUACCAGGGGAAGCAGGCCUGAACUCUCCUUCACCGCCAGCCUUGAGGACAGCAGUGCACACUCUUUCAAGACAAUAGAUACUUCCAAGGGUACUUCUUUGCAAAUGAAAUGUAGCACAAUCUUAGACUGUGUUACCAGGACCCUGACAUGCAACCGGGGUCCUUACUCCAUGCCCCACCGCCCAGGAGAUGCUGAGCUCCUCUUCUGGGCUUCCAGAGUCCUCAUACGUCAUAUUCCCCAUCUUCCUCGGCCCAGAAAGCAGCAGGGCUUUAGUAAGGCUGCUCUCUCUGUUUCCCUUAUUGCUCCCAGCACUGUGCAAACUCUGUGCAAGAAACCGCUGCUUUUGUCUGAUGUUGUAGAUGAGUUGUCCUCACCUGGUGGGGAGAGUGGGCACGGCAUUCAGGGCCAGGAGGUGGCCCAGCACUAUUCUGGCCGUGGCUCUGGGGGGAUGGAACAGCAGAGACUGCUUCCCUGCUGACUCCUGCCUGCCUUUCUCUUUAUCUCCUCUGAGUUUUCUGCUCCAAUAUGCCGACACUUAGAGACUCUUUAAAAUGCUGCUUCCUGCACUGGAUUGUCUUUCACUGAAUGAUCAGGGAGGAGACGAGGAUGUCGACUCCUCCCCUACCUUCUCCCUCAAGUCUGCAUUUCACUCAGGUAGGAAGAGACUGGGGCAAAGCAAACACCAUCGUGAUGAAAGAGCAGGGAAGCCCCACACAAUCGGGGGCCUGGGUGGAGUUGGAUGGGCCUGGUCUGACUGGGAAAAGGUUAUUUUGAAAGAGUGCCUGAGCAUCUCAGAACAAUGUCAGUGAUGCCAAAGAGAGCAACUUGGCCUCCUUGGGCACCAGCUCUUCCGGCAGAGCUGCACAAACGUGGCUCAGUUGUUGAUGUGUCCGAUGGUGGGCUUUGUUCUCUGACAAAGGGCUUAAUCUUUCCAUGUAGCAAAGCAACUCCCUCUCCCCACCCCCCGCCCCCAACCCUAAGCUCGGGCUCUUGUGGGCCCAACAUGGCUGUGCCUGUGAGGGAAGCCACACCCGUGAGAGAAACUUCCAUUCUCUCAGGGGCCUAGACUGGCUUGAGACACGUGCUC
Molecule: messenger RNA, 6266 nt
Organism: Loxodonta africana (African savanna elephant)
Lineage: Eukaryota; Metazoa; Chordata; Mammalia; Proboscidea; Elephantidae
Gene: RIMS3
Product: regulating synaptic membrane exocytosis 3
Exons: 7
Coding region: 683-1609 (308 amino acids)
Biological process (GO): regulation of membrane potential; positive regulation of synaptic transmission; regulation of synaptic plasticity
Cellular component (GO): cytoskeleton of presynaptic active zone; presynaptic membrane
Molecular function (GO): transmembrane transporter binding; small GTPase binding
Source: RefSeq, a predicted model, not a curated record